Molecule: messenger RNA, 834 nt
Organism: Ambispora leptoticha
Lineage: Eukaryota; Fungi; Glomeromycota; Glomeromycetes; Archaeosporales; Ambisporaceae
Source: the annotation of a GenBank genome assembly
UUACUUUAUGAUAAUGAUGAACAAUACACCUUAACAAUUGCUUUUCCUAACACCCCUAUAUAUACACAUCAAAACAAUCGAAAUACCACACAAGUGGCUGUUUGUAACGGAUACAAAAACAACAAUACUCGUCAUUAUCCUCCAAUAUUAACAGACAUUCCUCUUGAGAUCCAAAAUGUUCUAAUGUUUCACAGAAGAUACCUCUCUCCUGUGCAUAUGAGCUGCUCAUUAGGGCGAACUGCUGGCACUAACCACUAUACCCAUUACCGUCACCUAGAAGGAUUAAUAAAUAUCUCACAUAACUAUCGCACAUUAGAAGUUUAUUCUGGAACUGCUGGUGCCUAUCUAAACACGAAUGAACCUCCAAAUUGGUUUCAUGAAACUCUAAUUCCUGCCUCAAAUUGGCUUAAACAACAUAAUGAGCUUAUUAAAAAAUACGCAUCAAACAUUAAUAUUACACACCCAUCUCCAGAAAACCCAGUGCCUGUUCUAUUACCUCUAGCAAGACAAUCAAUUAAUACUCAAGAAUCAUUCUCUAACAUAUAUCGCAGUAACCUUCCAGACAAAACCUCACGUCCCUCCGACUUAGUCGUUCCCAAUGAUUCAUUCCCUCUAGAAAUUCACAAUGAAGACUCGCAUUAUAAUCGAUUAGUAGCUGGAUCAAUAAAUAACACUAACCUUCCCAUCCUAUUUAAUAAUCCUGAUUUAGAAGCAUUAAUAUUUCCUGACCUAUUUUCUAAUAGUAAUAGUUAUUAUGAAAAUAUAAGACAACUUUUAAACUUUCAACCUUCAUUAGAAAGUUAUGGAAAAUAUAUAAAAUUAAGAAUGUUAUGA